AUGUUUCGAACACUUCGUAAUCAUUGGAAAAAAUCUUUAUUUGCAUUUUGUGCUUUAUCUUAUGGUACUAAAUGGUCGUAUGAUCGUUAUCAAGCAAAUCAAAUUCGUCAAUUUUAUUGUCAACAAGCAUCUUUAUUAGGUUCUCAAACAUUUCCAUCAAUGACUCGAGUUACUCGUAUUGCUGUUUUACUUAAUGCCAAAGCUAAUAAUGGUAAAGCAAAAUCAAUUUAUGAUAAAACAAUAUUUCCAUUAUUACAUUUAAUUGGUCUUGAUGUACGUGUUUAUCGUUUGGAUACAAUAACAGAUUCAGAUGGUUUAAAAGAAUUAUUAACAAAUAAAAUAGAACCAAAUGAAUUAAGUGCAUUAAUGAUUGUUGGUGGUGAUGGAACAUUAAGUGAAUUAACACCUUAUUUUCUUCAAUCAAAUAUUUUACAAAAUUUACCUAUUUGUCUUAUACCAAUAGGUGAAUAUGUAUCAUUUGCACGUAGUUUAUUUCCAAUAACAGAUAAAAAAAAACUUCAUGAUGAUAUUGCUUUACUUUGUGAAUCAGUUUUUGCUUUAUUUAAUGGAAAAAUUGUUCGAAAACCUUUAUUAAAAAUUACAAUGUCAAAUAAUAAUGAAAAACCAAUUUAUGCAAGUACAUUUGAUUUGGGUCAUUAUACACGUCUUGAACAACUUCAAAAACGUUUAUGGUAUUUCAGUUAUUUAAAAUAUCCUAUAUCGUCAAUAUAUCUUUCAAUAAGAGAUUCAUUAAAUUCAAUAUUAUCAUCUGAACAAUCAUCAAUUAUUUAUUCAAAUCCAUGUUCUGGUUGUUUAAGGUGUCAACCAUUAUUGUUAGAUCAAUAUCGUUUAUCACAACAAGAAAAAAAAUCAAGUUAUUUUUCUCGUAUCUAUCAAUCAAAUCGUACAAAUAUAAAACCAGUUAUUCCUCAAUUAAAAGAACCAAUUGAAAAUUCUAAUUGUGGUAUUGAAUAUUGUAUGAAUUUAGAUAAACAACCAAUACAAUUAUGGACAAAAUUAAUUAAUGAUGAACAUAGUUUUCAAAUUGAUAUAAGUGAUAAAUUAGAACGUUUUAAUUAUGAUAAAGAAAAAUAUCCAAAACAAUCAAUGAAUGUUCAACAUGUUCGAUUUUAUCCAAAUAUAAAGUUAUUUAAUAGACAUAUGUUAAUUAAUCAUGAAAAAUUUGAUAAAAAGAAAGAUAAAGAAGAAGAAGAAGAAGAAAAUCAAUUAAUUGAAUAUCGAAUUGAAUUAAGUGAAAAAACAUUAAAAUUUAUUGAAAUAAAUCAGGAUUUAUUAUUAACAAAACAAUUAACAUUAAAACCAACAUUUAAUAAACUUGAGGAAGAUGCUCUAGAAAAAAAGGAUAUUUUUCUAUUUUCUCGUCGUCAUCAACAAAAGCAGUCAUCAUAA
Messenger RNA from Rotaria sp. Silwood2, 1410 nucleotides. NCBI's taxonomy places the organism in Eukaryota, Metazoa, Rotifera, Eurotatoria, Philodinida, Philodinidae. The record is from the annotation of a GenBank genome assembly.